UGUCACCUGACUUGCACCUGACACUCGUCUUGUGAUUUUCGAGACUAGCUACUGAACUAAACUAGUAUUUGGCUCGGUGUUGAGUGAGUUGGACCUGAUUUGUACGUAAUAAGAGUUUCAAGAUGUCCAAAUUAGCUAAACUCAGCGAUGAGGAUAAAGAAUCGACGUAUGGGUACGUUUACGCCGUCUCCGGCCCUGUCGUUACGGCCGAAAAAAUGAGCGGAUCUGCUAUGUACGAGUUGGUGAGAGUUGGCUACCAUGAACUUGUAGGAGAAAUUAUCCGAUUAGAAGGUGAUAUGGCUACGAUUCAAGUUUAUGAAGAAACUUCUGGAGUAACCGUUGGUGAUCCUGUAUUGCGUACUGGAAAGCCGUUGUCUGUAGAGUUAGGUCCGGGUAUUUUGGGGUCAAUUUUUGAUGGUAUCCAACGUCCAUUAAAAGAUAUUAAUGAUUUAACACAGAGUAUUUACAUUCCUAAGGGUAUUAAUGUACCCGCUUUGUCGCGUACUAUUAAUUGGGAGUUUAAUCCCUUGAAUAUUAAGGUUGGUGCUCAUUUAACUGGUGGAGAUUUGUAUGGAAUCGUUCAUGAAAAUACUUUGGUUAAGCACAAAUUGAUUUUGCCUCCUAGGGCUAAAGGUACGGUCGUUUCGAUUGCACCACCUGGUAAUUAUACUGUUGAUGACAUCGUCUUAGAAACCGAAUUUGAUGGAGAACGUUCAAAAUACACAAUGUUGCAAGUAUGGCCAGUACGUCAACCCCGUCCAGUCAGCGAAAAGCUCCCAGCGAAUCAUCCCUUACUCACCGGACAACGCGUCCUGGACUCCCUCUUCCCAUGCGUCCAAGGAGGAACAACCGCGAUCCCCGGAGCUUUCGGUUGCGGCAAAACCGUCAUUUCCCAAUCGUUAUCAAAAUACUCCAACUCCGAUGUUAUUAUUUACGUCGGUUGCGGAGAACGUGGUAACGAAAUGUCUGAAGUAUUGCGGGAUUUCCCCGAAUUAACCGUUGAAAUCGACGGACAAACAGAGUCCAUUAUGAAACGUACCGCUUUGGUUGCUAACACCAGUAACAUGCCUGUGGCGGCUCGUGAAGCUUCAAUUUACACCGGAAUCACAUUGAGCGAGUACUUUAGGGAUAUGGGUUACAACGUUUCGAUGAUGGCGGAUUCAACUUCGCGUUGGGCUGAAGCUUUGAGAGAAAUUUCGGGUCGUUUGGCUGAAAUGCCUGCGGAUUCUGGGUACCCAGCGUAUUUAGGUGCUCGAUUGGCUUCUUUCUAUGAAAGAGCUGGGCGAGUGAAGUGUUUAGGAAAUCCGGAUCGUGAAGGUUCCGUUUCAAUCGUCGGUGCGGUAUCACCUCCCGGUGGAGAUUUCUCCGAUCCUGUUACUUCCGCCACGUUGGGUAUCGUACAAGUGUUUUGGGGGUUGGAUAAAAAGUUGGCUCAAAGGAAACAUUUCCCCUCAAUUAAUUGGUUGAUUUCGUACUCGAAAUACACUCGAGCUUUGGACGACUUUUACGAUAAGAAUUUCGCGGAAUUCGUCGCUUUGCGUACGAAAGUUAAAGAAAUCCUUCAAGAAGAAGAAGAUUUAUCCGAAAUCGUACAAUUGGUUGGUAAAGCUUCGUUGGCGGAAAGCGAUAAAAUCACUUUGGAAGUUGCUAAAUUAUUGAAAGAAGAUUUCUUGCAACAAAAUUCUUAUUCGGCUUACGAUCGUUUUUGUCCGUUUUAUAAAACCGUUGGGAUGUUGAAGAACAUGAUUGGUUUGUAUGAUAUGGCGAGACAUGCUGUUGAAUCGACCGCGCAAUCCGAGAAUAAAAUUACUUGGAACGUUAUUAGGGACUCGAUGGGAAAUAUCUUGUACCAACUCAGUUCCAUGAAGUUCAAAGAUCCCGUUAAAGACGGUGAGGCGAAAAUCAAGGCGGAUUUCGAUCAACUUUACGAGGAUAUUCAACAAGCUUUUAGGAACCUUGAGGAUUAGAAAUUUUAAUUUUUUUAAUUGAAAAAAAAUUAUAUAUAUAGCUAUGUAUUUGUACAAUAAUGUUCCAUUUGUCGCGUAUAUAAGAAAAAGAUUUUAAGAAAUAAUGAGAAGAAAAUAAAUUGUAAGAGAUGAGAAGAGUGCAUUUAAAGGAUUUUUGAUGAUAUUCUAUUGAAAGCAAGAAAAAUAAUGAAAAAACAAUGUAUUAUAUGUUAAAUAAGAUAGAAAUAGAUAUUAUGUAUAGAUAGAUAAUUGUUAUUCCAUUAAUUUGUCGAGAUAUGUCUUAAAUACAAAUUAGAAAUUUA
This is a messenger RNA of Onthophagus taurus, 2269 nucleotides long. RefSeq names its product Vacuolar H[+] ATPase 68 kDa subunit 2. Gene Ontology annotation, molecular function: ATP binding; ATP hydrolysis activity; proton-transporting ATPase activity, rotational mechanism. Gene Ontology annotation, cellular component: proton-transporting V-type ATPase, V1 domain; lysosomal membrane. The record is from RefSeq and is a predicted model, not a curated record. Gene Ontology annotation, biological process: ATP metabolic process; proton transmembrane transport. Lineage: Eukaryota; Metazoa; Arthropoda; Insecta; Coleoptera; Scarabaeidae.